Molecule: messenger RNA, 6393 nt
Organism: Salvelinus fontinalis (brook trout)
Lineage: Eukaryota; Metazoa; Chordata; Actinopteri; Salmoniformes; Salmonidae
Product: serine/threonine-protein kinase 10-like
Exons: 18
Coding region: 687-3845 (1052 amino acids)
Biological process (GO): protein phosphorylation
Molecular function (GO): protein binding; ATP binding; protein serine/threonine kinase activity
Source: RefSeq, a predicted model, not a curated record
UGAAAGAACUACAGCUGCGGGCUCAUGAACGCGCAUUUGACACCAAAUCCUCUAGAUUACUGGACCCCGUGCCUCGCCAAGGGAAAGAAGAUUGUCUGACCAUACCAACGGUGUUUUUAUUCGCUAUAUAUAAAUUCAAGUGACUUUGGGGGAUCGAAUAUAACAUUUAAUGGAAUAGAAUUCAUUGGAAGGGUCGUUUCUGUACCUUCUCUGCUCUUUGGUUGAGGAAAGAGCCCUGCCGCUUGCGUUGUCAGGCCAAUGUGGGUUGUUCUGGAACAACAGCAGCUUCCCGUGAUUACUUUGCACUGUGAAAGUCUAUUCUUUGGACGGAAAUACAAUGCCAGGAGACAUCAAAGUGAAUAUUGGUUGGUGUAAGAAUCAACAAUAGGCCAUGAUCUCGGUGGAACUUCAUUUUGUUUUGGGGUAACUGGGAUAUCGUUGCCAUAAUAACGCUUUGACCAUCAAUGAUUUCAGUUGAACAGUAUUUGAAAUCAUUCUGAAUUGUUAUAAUACUGUAACAUAUUGAAUAUGCCACCUCAGAGUCUGCUUGACUCAGAAGAACACACCGAGGGACCUAAGUCAACACAACCAUUCAAGUCCUAUGCGGUAGAACGCACGGAUGAUCUUCGUAUUGCUGGAUAUUCAUUCCUUUGUCAACUGUCUAUCGGAAGACGGCAGGCUUGAAAAUGGCAUCCUUUUUCAAUUUCCGUAAAAUCUUUAAAUUGGGUGCAGAGAAGAAGAAGAAGCAGUACGAGCAUGUCCACAGAGAUGAGAACCCAGAGGAGAUAUGGGAGAUCAUUGGCGAACUGGGGGAUGGAGCCUUUGGAAAAGUCUAUAAGGCCCAGAACAAGCUAACAGGCAUUCUGGCUGCAGCUAAAGUGAUCGAUACCAAGACGGAGGAGGAGCUGGAGGACUAUAUGGUAGAGAUCGAUAUCCUGGCCUCCUGCGACCAUCACAACAUAGUGAAGCUGCUGGACGCCUUCUACUACGACAGCAAGCUAUGGAUCCUGAUAGAGUUCUGUGCAGGUGGAGCGGUGGAUGCCGUCAUGCUGGAGCUAGAGAGGCCCCUGACGGAGCCCCAGAUCCGGGUGGUGUGUAAGCAGACCCUCCAGGCCCUCCUCUACCUCCACGACAACAAGGUGAUCCACAGAGACCUGAAGGCUGGGAACAUCCUGCUAUCCCUGAACGGAGACGUCAAACUGGCUGACUUUGGUGUGUCGGCCAAAAAUACCAAAACACUACAGAGGAGAGACUCUUUCAUCGGGACGCCAUACUGGAUGGCCCCGGAGGUGGUGAUGUGUGAGACGUUUAAGGACCGUCCGUACGACUACAAGGCUGACAUCUGGUCCCUGGGGGUGACUCUGAUCGAGAUGGCCCAGAUUGAGCCUCCCAACCACGAGAUGAACCCAAUGAGAGUUCUGCUGAAAAUAGCCAAGGCCGAUCCUCCUACCCUGAUGCAGCCGUCACGCUGGUCUCCAGAGUUCAGUGAUUUCCUAAGAAAGUGUCUCGAUAAGAAUGUGGACAACAGAUGGAAUGUGGCACAACUUCUACAGCAUCCAUUUCUGAGUACUGUGACAGACAGCAGACCGCUGAGGGAGCUGAUCGCUGAAGCAAAGGCUGAGGUUUACGAGGAGAUUGAGGAACACAAGGAGGAAGAGGAGGAGGAGGACGGAGAGACACAACGGGGUCACAAACGUGCACCGUCCGAUGCCAGUGUUGCCAGUUCGGAGGAUGAGAAGCUCCCUCAGUCUCCCUCAGCCUCCAUCUUGGAGUCUUUACCGGAGAAGGCUGAACCGGUUAUCCCAACACCACAGAUUGUUGAAAAGAUCCCUGAACCAAGCGUUGUCAAGCCAGAGGAGAACCUGGUUGUGGACACUAGCUUGGUCGAGGAGCCUGCUGUCCCUGCAGAAGUGGAGAAAAUGGAUGAGACCCUUGGUGCUCCAAUAAAUGGAGAGACAACAGAAGCCAGUGAGAAACCAGUAGAGGUGAAGGAAGAGGAGGAGAAGGUUCCAGAAAUAACAGAGGUUUCCCCAACAGAACCCAGUGAGAUAGCUUCUUCAGAACCAGCUGAGAAACCAGCAGAGCCUCAACCAGAAGGAACUGUUUCCAAUGCUGUAGUCACCAUAGGUGACAAGGAGAUGGAACAACUGGCCAUAUCCAAUCAAGAUGAAAAGGAAGUGGACACAGCUGAGGUCCAGACGAAUGAGAUCACCACAGAAGGGUCAGAGGCCAAGGAAGAGCCAACAGAAGGCAAGAUAGAAGUUGAGGAGGAACCAGCCAAUGAGGAGCCUAGCAGAGAAGCAAAGGUUACCGUGACAACCCCAGAGGAGACUAAGGUGGAAGACAAACUCACACCUGCAUCUCCAGCGGUCUGUAAAGAGGAGGAAGGCGAGAAAGAGAGAGUGGAGUAUAAGCCAACUGCGGAGACAGGGACUCCAGGGAAGUCUAAGGAUGAGAAGGAGAGGGAUUCGGACUCUGGGAGUAGUUCUGCUGCAAAUAACGGCAGCAUAGACAUGAACCUGUCCAUCUCCAGCUUCCUGACCAAAACCAAGGAGCCAGGACCCCUCUCCAUACAGGACACCAAGCGCCAGAAGAAGACACUGAAGAAGACCCGUAGGUUCGUGGUGGAUGGAGUCGAGGUUAGCGUGACGACGUCGAAGAUCAUCACCGACAAUGACACCAAGAACGAGGAGAUGAGGUUCCUCAGGCGUCAGGAGCUGAGGGAGCUGCGUUUCCUGCAAAAAGAGGAACAGAGGGCCCAGCAGCAGCUCAGCAAUAAACUGCAGCAGCAGAAAGAGCAGAUAUUCCGCCGCUUCGAACAGGAGACGACCAGUAAGAAGCGCCACUACGACCAGGAAGUGGAGAACCUGGAGAGACAGCAGAAGCAGACCAUCGAGAGGCUGGAGCAGGAGCACACCAACCGGCUGAGGGACGAGGCCAAGCGCAUCAAGGCCGAGCAGGACAAGGAGCUGUCCAAGUUCCAGAACAUGCUCAAGAACCGCAAGAAAGAGGAGCAGGAGUUCCUGCAGAAACAGCAGCAGGAGCUGGACUGCGACCUGAAGAAGAUCAUCCAGCAACACAAACACGAGCUGGCCACCAUCGAGAGAGACUGUCUCAACCACAAACAACAGCUCCUCAGAGCACGGGAAGCAGCCAUGUGGGAGCUGGAAGAGCGCCACCUACAGGAGAAACACCAGUUGUUUAAACAACAGCUGAAAGACCAGUACUUCAUGCAGAGACACCAGCUGCUCAAGAGACACGAGAAGGAGAUGGAGCAGAUGCAGCGCUACAACCAGCGUCUGAUAGAGGAGAUGAAGAACAGGCAGACACAGGAGAGGGCCCGCUUACCCAAGAUCCAGCGCAGCGAUGCCAAGACGCGCAUGGCCAUGUUCAAGAAGAGCCUCCGAAUCACUGGGGGCCCCAUCACACCCGAGCAGGAGAGGGAGAAGGUCAAACAGUUUGCAGCCCAGGAGGAGAAGAGGCAGAAGAAUGAGAGGCUCCACCAGCACCAGAAACAUGAGAACCAGAUGAGAGACCUGCAACUGCAGUGUGACGCCAACAUCAGGGAGCUGCAGCAGUUACAGAACGAGAAGUGCCACAUCCUGAUAGAGCAUGAGACCCAGAAGCUGAAGGAGCUGGAUGAAGAGCACAGCCAGGAGCUGAAGGAGUGGAGGGAGAAACUACGACCCAGGAAGAAGGCUCUGGAGGAAGAGUUUGCCAGGAAGCUUCAGGAGCAGGUGGUCUUCUUUAAGAUGAGUGGAGAGUCAGAGUGCCUUAACCCCUCAGCCCAGAGCCGCAUCUCCAAGUUCUACCCCAUCCCCAGUGUCCACACCACUGGCUUCUAGGGGUUAACCCUAUCAUGACACUCCGGAUGGACAUGAACAUAUAUCCACACCCACAUAUUGAAGGCACACACAAUUAAUAGCUAUACACACUCUGGAUGGAUACACACACACACGCAGACAGACUAAUAAGACUGAGCCUCUGCUGCCUUGCCCCGUCUCCACUGAUGACAAUCAGGGGGGCGAAGGGGCGAUAUCUCCGAGGGGUGUGUUUGUACCCCUCUAUCGGUUUCUGGACGAGGAUGGGACAGUAGCCCUCAAGCUACAGACUGUGUUAAUAAUGAAGACCCUUUUAAUGGCGAUCUGUUAUACAUAAUUUACCUCUUUUUCAUUGUAUAGGGUCGUGUUCAGUCGGUCACACCGUAGCAAGAGUUUGAAUUUGUGUUCUUAUUGUAGAAGUAGUACCUCCUCGUUUCACUCCAUUUCAAAUCAUUUUCCACUGACUGAACAAAACCCAGUUUUAUUUCUUAUAACUUCCUCUUUUGAAAUGAGUUAUGAAGGAGAUUCUUGACAUUAUGCAUUUUCAAAAUUGAUACUUUGGCACUGUGUUCCUCAAAUCCUAGCCUCCAAGUCACUAAAGUGUCUCAGGCAGAGACAAUUUCUUUUAUUGCUGAUUCUUUUUCAUUUGUGAAUUAUUAUUUUUUCUUGAAGAAUCUAGUGCCUGUAUACUUUUAUUUCAAUGGACUGGCUUUUCAAAUGUAAGCUUCCUCUGAAAAGAAACUGUUGCUGCUCGAUUUUUAUACCAUUAGUUAUUUGCACUAAAUCAGGGCUGCCCAACCCUCUUCCUGAUUCAACUAGUUAAGGUCUUGUUGAGCAGCUAAUAAGUAGAAUCAGGUGUGUUGAAUUAGGGUUGGACUGAAAACCCACAGGACAGUAGAUCUCCAGGAAGAGGGUUGAGCAGCACUGCACUAAAUAUAAAGGAUGAAGUAACAUUUUGUACCACUGAAGUCCAAUAUUAUAAACUUAUAUAUCCAAUAUCCUUGGUGAUGUUUUGAGAGAGCUAAUGAUCUGAUAAGAAUGUACUUUUGGUAAAGGAUGAAAAGCACAUUUUUUAUAAUGAAUCUUGACAAAGGCAUGAUAUAUUUUUAUGCAAUCACACAAGAUAUUGAAUUUAGUUUCCAAUGGACUAGGGAGUGACUGCCUGAAGUUGUGCAUGGAUUUCAAUGCAAGUUUGACUUCUUAUGUUAUAAUUAUGGUAUCAAAUGUUAUUUUUUGGAGCUUAUUAACAGUUUGGGAUUUAUAUUUUUCUGUCGGAAAUGGUUCCUUUCUUCUAGCCUGGAAUCCAAACUGAAUCACUACUUUCACUGUUGUUUUACUUGAACAUUUGUGAAAUGGUUGAGAUUCCCAGGCUAGUAUCUUUCUUCAGGUUUCAUGAGCAUGCCUCAUGAGAUUUGUUUCUCUCUUUUUGUAAUUUGGUGUAGUCGGCGAGUGGCCAUUUUGUUUUAGCAUACCAAGGAGGGGGUAUUAAAAUGGUGAUUGUUUAUAUAUCCAGACAGAGACGAGGUUUUCACUGUGGCGUUGUUAUAUAAUUCGAUAGAAAUCUGUGAGGACCUAUAUGAAGGUCUGUUUUGUUAGGAUUUCAUGCAAAUGUUUGGUAUGUCUGUGUACUGUUUAUGAAAUUGCCUCCCAUUACCAUAUUCAUCAGUUCACCUGCAUGGCUUUUGGGUUUGUUUGUAAGGAAACUAUGAUGCUGUUUUAUUAUCAUUCAUACUAGCUAAUAGCCUUAAUGUUUUCAACAAAAUGUAUGAAGAUACGGUAUUCAUGUUGUGGCCCUCUGUAGUUAUUUUAAUCAGACUUAGUUCAAGUCCCGCCCUCAAGCGAUCUUUAUAUUCGUAUAGCCUACUGUAUCAUAGUCAAAUGUUUUGUUCGUUACUUAUUUAAUCUAAGGAUAAUGAAUAUGCCGUUAUCAUGAGUUGAACAGUUUUGAUAACAUUUUCAGAACUACAGUUUUAGCUUAUUUUAUGAUAGAUAUGCAUGAUCUACUCUAAAGUGGUGGUAGCCUAUAACCUUCAAUACAGUUGAAAAUCAUUUGUUAAAAAGGAACUGUUGGACCUGACUGGUUUAGGCCAUCAUGGCUUUUGAUUGGUCCAUUUGUUAUCUCACCCUUUUUUGAUUGGCUGCAGGAACAACAAUCAGUCGAUGCUAUUUUAUAAUUGGUCUGUAAUAGUGGCAAACAAAAACAAAACAUCAUACACAAUGAAGGAGUGCUGUGCACCUUACACAAAAUGAAGAUUCUCCGCCAGUAGUUAUUUAUGUGGAAAUGUAUCUUUACGGUACAGUAUUGUAGUUUCCUCAAUUGUCAAAUAGUUAAUUUCUAAUCUGAAACUUAAACUGAAUUGAAAAUAUAAUUAAAUACCAAUCAUGUCAAUAUGUGUUAUGUUAUUAGUGUCAUGAUUUCCUUCUGAUUUUCAAAUUGUAUCAUGAUUGAUUUCAGAAUGUUGUUUGAAAUUGAACUACCAUUAAAAAAUAAUGUUGACUUUAUAGUUUAUAGAAUGCCUAUGUACUGUAGAUUUGCAUUGUUCUGUAAAUAAACAAUUUCCUGUAUACAAUA